AUGGCCAAUGGACUGUUGACAUUCAGGGAUGUGGCCAUAGAGUUCUCUCAGGAGGAGUGGGCAUGCCUGGACCCUGCUCAGAGGACUCUGUACAGGGACGUGAUGUUGGAGAACUACAGGAAUCUGGUCUCCCUUGGAGAGAAAUCUUACAGAUGUAAUGUUUGUGGCAAAGCCUUUAACUUUGGCUCAAACUUGACUAGACAUCAGAGAAUCCAUACUGGUGAAAAACCAUAUGAAUGCAACAUAUGUGGCAAGAUAUUCAGUCGACACUCAGGGCUUACAACUCAUCAUAGAAUUCAUAGUGGAGAGAGACCUUACAAAUGUAUUGAAUGUGGUGAUAUUUUUACCCAAAGAUCAAAACUAGUAGAACAUCAGAGAAUCCACACUGGUGAGAAACCAUAUAAAUGUAAUGUAUGUGGCAAGGUCUUUACUCGAAAUUCAGGCCUUAUAACUCAUCAGAGAAUUCAUACAGGAGAGAGACCUUUCAAGUGUAUUGAAUGUGGGAAGGCAUUUAUCCGAAGAACAAAACUUGUGGAACAUCGAAGAAUUCAUACUGGAGAGAAGCCUUACAAAUGUAAUGAGUGUGGGAAGGCUUUUACCCAAAGAGCAAACCUCAUAGACCAUCAGAGAAUUCAUUUGCUGCAGAGACCUUACAAAUGUCAUGAGUGUGGCAAGGAAUUUAGUCGCCCUUCAGGCCUUACAGCUCACCAGAGAAUUCAUACUGGAGAGAGACCUUACAAAUGUAUUGAAUGUGGUAAGGCAUUUAUCCGAAGUACAAAACUUGUGGAACAUCACAGAAUUCAUUCUGGAGAAAAACCUUAUAAAUGUAAUGAAUGUGGAAAGGCUUUUACCCAAAGAGCAAACCUUAUAGAACAUCAGAGAAUCCAUACUGGGAAGAAACCAUAUAACUAUAAUAUAUGUGGCAUAGACUUUAAUUGGAAUUCAUACCUUAUAAUUCAUAUGAGAAUCCAUACAACAGAGAAACCUUAA
Orycteropus afer afer is the source of this 990-nucleotide messenger RNA. NCBI's taxonomy places the organism in Eukaryota, Metazoa, Chordata, Mammalia, Tubulidentata, Orycteropodidae. The record is from RefSeq and is a predicted model, not a curated record.